UGCCAAUUUUAAAUAGCAUAUCACAGAUAAAAUUCUUCACGAGUUAGCAAAACCUUGAAGAUAUGAUAAAAUAUGUAAAUGAAGUAUUGCACGCCGGUGUUUUUCUUUUCUGGGAGGAUGCAAAUACUGAUAAUAAUACGUCAGACAUGAUUCUUAUCACAUUUUAAAAAAACAUGAUAUAAAUGGUCGAAUGGAAAAAUGUAAACACAUAGCAGAAGUUUAGAAGGUUACUGAAUAUGAAAUAUAUGAGAUUUUCUUCAAACCAUUGUCAAUGCCUAUCAUAACAGCCACUUAUGUGUUUGACUGAAGUAGAAGUAAAGGAGGAUUUUGUGUUUUAACCAUUCUAUAAGAAAAUGAUGUCGAACGUCACAGUCUUGAUAAGUAAUUAUACGGAUUAUUUUGGACCAUUUCAGACUGGAUUAUUUGGAACUUGGUUAAUAAUUAUAAUUAUAGCUUCAAUAAUAGGAAAUAUGAUGGUAAUACUUGUUAUACUUCGAGACAGUAACAUGAGAGCAGCUAAAAAUGGCACCAAUUUAUUUUUAUUCAACUUAGCUAUUUCUGAUAUGAUGGUCGGAAUUUGCAUGGCACCGGUAUCUUUGAAUACACUUAUUUACGAAAAAUGGCAGUUUUCGCAAUGGUUUUGUAGUAUGAAUAGUUUUCUAAAUUCUGUAUUUUUGUCGUUAUCCAUUCAUACUCUGAUGUAUAUAAGCAUACACAAAUAUUUCUCAUUGAAACGACACUCAAAUUUAGACCGAACAUUUAUUUCUCGAAAAAUAUGUGUAUUGAUGAUAGUUGCAGCUUGGUUAUGGGGGAUCAUGCUGGGUGUCGCUGCGGUAUCUGGACUAAGUAAAGCAGUCUAUAGUCAAAAGAAACUUCAAUGUGGUCCGAUGUACCCAUAUUUCAACAUCCCAAAAGAUUCAAUUCUGUUUUUCGCUAAUUUUACAAUAAAUCUCGUGCUACCAAUUGUGAUUAUGGGAAUUACAUACAAAAAAAUAUUUACAAUUCUGCAUCAGUCUGCUAUUUUCCGACGGAAUUCCGCCAGUAGCACAGAAGAUAUUUUUUCCGAUGACAAACGAGUAAUCAUCACGCUGAUUCUUGUGUUGGGAGUAUUCAUUGUAUGCUGGUUACCUUAUGUUGUAUACAUUUUCUUGGCUUUGAUGUUAGAGGACAAAAAAGAUAUUCCAUCAUACAUAAACCCGUUGGCUUACUGUUCUGGUUUUACAAACAGUAUAUGUAACCCGGUUAUAUACGCCUUCCGAUUUAAAGACUUCAGAAAAGGAUACAAACAGAUUUUACAAAGGUCGUCCUGUAUGAGUACCAGAGAUUUAAGAAUGAUUGAACUUCAGGAAUCUAGAAGACCCUCACAGAACUUGAUAUGUGUAGAAAAGAAUAGAAUUAUAAAUAAAUGAACAUUAUCAUUUCCUCUACAAUUAAUGUAAUAGAAAAACAGAUAGUUAUUAUUGAAAUAUUGUUUCAUUUAUAUUUUUUUCGCUUGUAAGAUCUAAACAGGUGGUGACAUGACCAUGACAAGAAAUCACAGAUUCGAUUACUAUUGUAAAAUAAACAUACUCAAACUAUAAUAUUUAGAAAUUAGUAUACAUAUAUCAUUAUUAAAGAAUUUUAGUCAAAGACUAUAUGAGAAAGUAUACGUGACUAGUUGUAUUAAUAAACCGUCAGCAGCACAAAUAGAAAACAUUAUAAAUACUGGUUUUCGCAGCCAACAUUUCAAAACUAAUCAUUUAUCUGAUAUUGACUGAUAUUUUUUUUAUGUUUUGAAGCAGCGCUAUUUGAUAGUGCUAUCUGAUCAACUUUUCUGUAAUUUAUUUAACAAAGAUAAUCAGUGAC
This is a messenger RNA of Mytilus trossulus (common blue mussel), 1845 nucleotides long. Its product is annotated as histamine H2 receptor-like. Gene Ontology annotation, cellular component: plasma membrane. The record is from RefSeq and is a predicted model, not a curated record. Gene Ontology annotation, biological process: G protein-coupled receptor signaling pathway; cellular response to light stimulus; phototransduction. The transcript has 4 exons. Gene Ontology annotation, molecular function: G protein-coupled photoreceptor activity. The coding region runs from base 354 to 1409 and encodes 351 amino acids. NCBI's taxonomy places the organism in Eukaryota, Metazoa, Mollusca, Bivalvia, Mytilida, Mytilidae.